AUGUUGUCAAUAAACAACAAAGAAACAGGGCAACAGGAAACUCAAGUGACCAUAACCAGGCUACUGGAUGAAGUAAGUCAUAUGAUUCCAGAUGUAACAUUCACCCAUAUCGAUAAUACCACAAGUGCUAAUUAUAGCAAAGCCAUAUUAAUUGAUCCCCACAAAAAAUACUGUGUUGGAGAUCAUAUGAUAUUCCAGGUUGAAGCUUAUGAUUAUAUGAGGAAAAUAAAAAAGUAUGGAGGUGAUUUUAUAAGGGCAAGGAUUUAUUCACCUGAACUCAAAGCAAGUGCAUCAGGCGAUGUUACGGAUUGGGGCAAUGGAACAUACAAUAUCAAUUUUACUCUUUUUUGGGAAGGUAAAGUAAAGAUCUCAAUUCUCCUGCACCACUCAAGUGAGGUUGUUUCUACCUUAUGGAGAGCAAGAAACAUGGAUUAUUUGAUAAAAAGAUUCAAAGGGAAGUUUAUCAGUAAUGGGGAAGAGUUUAUCAUGGAAUGUGGAUUACAGCUAGAGUCAAAAGAGAAAAAGUGUGAUUAUCUUGACCACAAAGAUGGGGAUUUUUUUUUCUGCAUAAAACCUCCAAAUAUAUCAUGUGAUGCUCUCACUGCCAUAAAAGGAUUCCCCAGCAACAAUUCACAUCUAACCCCUAUGGAGAAAGAAAUCAUAGCUAAGUCAAAGGUUGCUGAUGAGAUUUCUAAAACUGUUGAUCUUGUCAUUGUACAUCAGUGUCAAGGAAGAAGUGCACGUUCAGAACCAAAAUGCAAACCUGGGAUGCCCACUCCAUUUCCCAGUGGCUAUUUCUUGAAAGAUAUUUGGAACCCUGUUUUCUGUAAACUGCCUCCAUUAAGCCUCAUAUCGCACGCUGAAACACAUUUGACCAGAAAAAUGGUUUAUCUCUUAGGAGAUUCUACUCUUCAUCAGUGGAUGCUUCGUUUCACAGAACUUAUUCCUGCACUACAAUUUUUUGACAUCCAUACAAGUCGUUGGGACAGUCCUUCCUUGGCACUAGACAUCAGCAAAAAUAUCUAUAUCCAUUGGAUGAAGCAUGGACACCCUUUUUUGUAUAAUAAUUUUUACACUGUAAAAAGCUACUCUUAUAUUGCCCAUGAAAUUGAUAACCUGUCUGGUGAUCCAGAUAAAAUUGUUGUCUUCACCCUUGGACACCAUUUCAGACCCUUCCCUCUCUCCCUGUUUAUCAGAAGAAUGCUCAGUAUAAGAAAAGCUGUGGAGCGUCUCUUCCUGCGCAGCCCAGGUACGCAAGUGUUCUUUAAAACAGAAAACAUUCGGGAGAAAGAAUGUGAUUCAGAAACAUUUAGUGACUUCAAUGGCUACAUACAGUAUAAUAUAUCCAAGACUAUAUUCAAGGGUUUAAACAUUGGUAUGAUUGAUUCAUGGGACAUGACUAAUGCUUAUGGUUCAUAUGAUCUACACCCAUGUGCUGAAAUUGUGAAUAAUCAAAUAAACCUAUUACUAGCCUACAUUUGUAAUAAAUAA
This is a messenger RNA of Bombina bombina (fire-bellied toad), 1491 nucleotides long. Its product is annotated as NXPE family member 1-like. Lineage: Eukaryota; Metazoa; Chordata; Amphibia; Anura; Bombinatoridae. Bases 1 to 1491 code for a protein of 496 amino acids. The record is from RefSeq and is a predicted model, not a curated record. The transcript is spliced from 5 exons.